AGGACUCGCUUUCCCAGCAGUCCGCGCGGCGCCGAGCAGCGGAGCCGGGUCCGGCCGCGCCGCGGGGGCCGCUGGGAGUUGUAGUCCCGCUCCCCAGCGCGCACACACCCGCGGGGGGCGCCCAGGCCUGGCGCCGGCCUGCGCCGCCUCCGGGCUGGGGGCAGCGUGAGGCGGGCGGUCGCGGCCCGGAGCCGCAUCCGGGGCCGCUGGCCCUGCCCGGGGCGGUGCCGCGGCCUGCAGCCCGGCAGCCGGUCCCCCGCGGUCUGAGGGGCCGCCGGGGCCUCCUCGCCGCCCGGGCGGGCUGACAGGCCGGCGGCAGGCAGCCGGCUUCGCCUCGGUUUAGCCGAAGCAGCGGUCCGGGCGGCGCGGGGUGGUUAAAACUAAACUAAUUUUCCUCCCCGCUGCGUUAGUCUGGCCUGAACCGACACCCUGCCGAGCCCGGGAGAUGAUGCUGUGGGGCGGGAGGAGGGUCGGUGGCUGCUUCUGGCCGAGGUCCCUCGUUUGGGUGUUAACAAAGCAAUGCCCCAUUGCUUAUCAAACCCGAUGGCCCGGGUGCUGUAGGCAUGUUAUGGUGCUGAAGUCAACCUUGAGGACACCUUAGUGCCUCGUGUAUUCCUCACAGCUUACUGGAGUAGGCAGUGGUGAGACUAACACAAAAAGACAAUAGUGAUCCUGCCCUUGGAGCUCUUUUCUCUUCUAUUUCCCACUCUUGGAAUCCAUGUCAGAAAGAGCGGAAGGUUACAAGAAGAGAUUCUACAGCUGACCGAUUAGUGAUUCCAGCAGAGGGGUGGAUACUAAAAAUGUCAAAAAUCACUACAGAACUCCUUUUGGAAAGAGCAGUCCCAAGAUCUACAAGGCUUCGAAAGAUUGAGACACUGAACCUGUCCAAGCUGCAGUUGAAGACUGGAGACUUAGACCCGCGUUUGUUUUCCCGUCUGAGGCAUCUGCAGAAACUAGAUCUCUCUGAUAAUUUACUGGACAAAUUUCCCAGCAGUCUAACCCUGCCUGAUCUGCGUGUCCUAAACUGCAACAACAACAAACUGGAAGAUGUAACUGCUUUGAAACAGUUCCCUCUGCUCGAGGAGCUGACUUAUGAGAACAAUGUGUACUUGACACUCAAUGAUGACUAUAAAGUAAUGUUUCUUUUGCAAAAUCUUCGGCUACUCAAUGGCAAGGAUAUAACCAAACUGGCUAAUCACGUGAGGCGUGUCAAUAGUCGUAAGCUGACCAGCAAGCAUACACCAGGAACAAGGAUUUGUUCUUUCUUCUUCAGCUGUGCAUGUUUGGAACUGUAUUUUCACUCAUUUACGUACACAGUUUCGCUCCUGCCAGAUUGUCCUCACAAAGCACGUGAUCUUGAGCAAAACUAUUGUUCUGUUAUGAAAAAGGUUACUGCUCACUGGAAAAAAUUCUUUCGUGACCAACUUCCUGAGAAAUACACAGCUGAACAAGUGAAGGCCAUCAAGAAGAAGUUCCUGAAGUCAGUGCAAACCAAUGUAGUGUAUGGACCCAGCUCACUCAGUGAGUUCACCCGCUGGCGGGUGAAAAUGAUUGCAGAAGAGUUUCUGGCAUAUUCACUGGGUCUGGAGUUAAACACAGAUCCUGAACCAGAGGAGGCGAGGGAUGAGAAUGAGGAGGAAAGUACAGAAAGCCCCAGGGAAGCUGCAGAGGUUGUGGAUCAGGUCACAGUAGUGCCCAGCAAGAGGAAAAGAAGUAAUUCAAAAGCAGGCUCUGGAAACAAGAGAGCCAAGUCCCAGGCAAAGACCAAGGAGGCAGCUGCAGUUAAUCCCAGAAAGUCCAGUUGUGUGCAAGAUGAGCCAGUUCCUGAUAAACCAAGAACAUCGGACCAGCCAGCCAAAGAGGCAACCCCUGAGCAGGGAGCUGAAGAGACAGAUGGGAAUGGAGAGCAGUUUCCCAAGGGGCAAAGCAACAGAAGAUCCAGCCAGCUGCCAGGGGAACAGAAAAGCCAGGAGCAGGACAACGGAGUUGUUAGCUUGAUCCCAGUGAAGAACUCCAAGGGUAAGGAGGAUGUCAGUGCAGAGCCAUUGCAUUUUCUUCAGUGUCACAGUAAAGGCAACAGCCGCGAGGAUUUUAAAACGCAGCUCUGGUCCUGUGUCUUCGAGCCAUUGCUAGACUGUGGAGCCAGGAAAGAUCCCAUUGUGAGCUCCUCCAGAACUGUGGCAACGUGUGGAGGGGAAUCUGUCUGUCUGAUUGAUUGUGAGACGGGGACGGUGCUGAAAAAGUAUAAGGUGACUACAGAGGAGUUUUUCAGUGUUGCAUGGACAACCCUCACAAUGGUAAUCAGCGACAGUCGGAAAAAAUCUCAUAAUAUCUUGGCAGCUGCUGGGAGGAGAGGGAUCGUCAAACUGAUUCAUGUGGCAGCUGACUUCUGCUAUGGAGAGAUAAAGGCUCAUAAAAAGCCCAUUGCUACUGUCUGCUUCAGCCCAACUCGAGAAACUCACCUCUUCACUGCAUCCUAUGACAAGCGAAUUGCACUCUGGGAUAUUGGGAUUCCAGACUGUGACUACAAUUUCAAAGCAAGCCAGCUGCUGGUGCUGGAAGCGCUCUCUAUUCCCUUACGGAUUGCCCUGGUCCCCACCUGCCCAGAUCAGUACCUGCUCGCUGGCUGUGAAGGCGGCUGCUUUGCGUGGAAUAUAAAACUGGAUAAGGAACAAAAAAGCAGGCCUUUUGAAGUCCUAUUCCAGUUUCCUGAUGAAGAUGGAGGCAUGUCAACAUCUCACAGAGUUGAUGGUGUGGCUUUUCUGAAUGAUGAUAUUGUUGUUUCCAAGAGCUCCAAGCUGGGCUGCAUAUACUUAUGGAGCUGGAGUCGGUCUUUUGACACAAAGGGGAAGGGAUGCCAGCGAACGGUCGCCGCGUUUAUUUUAGCUGAGCUGGAGUGGUCCACGACAGACCUGUCCUACUUGACGCUCAGCACCUGCCCAGCAAAAGACUAUGUGUUCUGUGGCGAUGAGAAGGGAAGCGUGUGGAUGUACAACCUCUCCAAAUACAUCACAGCAUGGAGCUCUGCAAAGGGAAAACGCUCAGACAAGAGGAUCCCUCCCUCACAGAUUCUCCAGUGGCCAGAGCUUCGCACCAACAGUGAGCAGCUGACUGAAGUCCUAAUAAACAAUGUGGUGUCAGACCCUACUUUUACUUACCUUGUUGUUCUAACUAGUGUGAACAUAACAGCAAUUUGGAAGAAGUCAUAGUCCCUCAUAACAGAUUUUCAUUCCCGUGCUUUGAGAUAGUGCAGUAUUAGUGACCAUUACCCAUGUAAUCAUGAAGUUUUCUAGAUCAGCUAUUACAUGCAAGAAAAAAAAAAAAAAAGGAAAAGGUAAGAGUUUGUAAAACUCAUCGAGUCAGUGUAAACAUCCAGUUUCUUUUACUGUAAGUUUCCACAAUUUGUGCAUUUGUUUUAAAGAAAUGACACUUAAUAAAACAAAAUACCAGCUCA
This is a messenger RNA of Tyto alba (common barn owl), 3454 nucleotides long. Its product is annotated as leucine-rich repeat and WD repeat-containing protein 1. The record is from RefSeq and is a predicted model, not a curated record. Gene Ontology annotation, cellular component: nuclear origin of replication recognition complex. The transcript is spliced from 18 exons. Gene Ontology annotation, molecular function: protein binding; chromatin binding. The coding region runs from base 801 to 3209 and encodes 802 amino acids. NCBI's taxonomy places the organism in Eukaryota, Metazoa, Chordata, Aves, Strigiformes, Tytonidae. Gene Ontology annotation, biological process: chromatin organization; establishment of protein localization to chromatin.